This is a messenger RNA of Lepisosteus oculatus (spotted gar), 1932 nucleotides long. It is a transcript of the gene cstf1, whose product is annotated as cleavage stimulation factor, 3' pre-RNA, subunit 1. Lineage: Eukaryota; Metazoa; Chordata; Actinopteri; Semionotiformes; Lepisosteidae. The record is from RefSeq and is a predicted model, not a curated record. Gene Ontology annotation, cellular component: mRNA cleavage stimulating factor complex. Gene Ontology annotation, molecular function: RNA binding; protein binding. Gene Ontology annotation, biological process: mRNA 3'-end processing.
UCAACCAUCCGGUCUACGUCAAGACGCAGGACGUCGGGGUCACGGUGGGGUUACGUUCAGUGUGUGAAGUACGGCGGCAGUCUGCGAGUUUACAACAAAGUACGAUGUACCGACCUAAGGCCACCCUGAGGGACAGGCAGCACCUGUACAAGCUGAUUAUCAGCCAACUGCUGUAUGACGGGUAUACCAACAUUGCCAACUGCCUGAUCAAUGAGGUCAAGCCCCAGAGUGUGGUCUCCCCUUCAGAGCAGCUCCUGCAGCUUGCCAAGCUGGGCAUGGAGAAUGAUGAUAGUGCCGUGCAGUAUGCCAUUGGGCGCUCAGACACUGUUGCGCCAGGGACGGGCAUUGACCUGGAGUUUGAUGCAGAUGUGCAGACCAUGUCCCCCGAGGCCUCGGAGUACGAGACCUGCUAUGUCACCUCACACAAAGGCCCCUGCCGAGUAGCCACCUACAGUCGGGAUGGCCAGCUGAUAGCCACAGGCUCUGCUGAUGCUUCCAUCAAGAUCCUGGACACAGAGCGCAUGCUGGCCAAGAGCGCCAUGCCUAUAGAGGUGAUGAUGAAUGAGACAGCCCAGCAGAACAUGGAGAACCACCCUGUGAUCCGUACACUGUAUGACCAUGUAGAUGAGGUGACCUGUCUGGCCUUCCACCCCACAGAGCAGAUCCUGGCCUCAGGUUCCCGGGACUAUACACUCAAACUGUUCGACUACUCCAAACCCUCCGCCAAAAGAGCCUUCAAAUACAUACAGGAAGCUGAAAUGCUGCGCUCCAUCUCCUUCCAUCCCUCCGGUGACUUCCUGCUGGUGGGCACCCAGCACCCCACCCUGCGGCUGUACGACGUCAACACCUUCCAGUGCUACGUGUCUUCCAACCCACGGGACCAGCACACCGACACCAUUUCCGGCGUCAGCUACAACCCCACCGCCAACAGCUACGUCACCUGCAGCAAGGAUGGCAGCAUCAAGCUGUGGGACGGCGUGUCCAACCGUUGUGUGGCCACCUUCGACAAGGCACACGACGGGGCCGAGGUCUGCUCGGCCAUCUUCUCCAAAAACUCCAAGUACAUCCUGUCCAGCGGCAAGGACUCUGUAGCCAAGCUGUGGGAAAUCUCCACAGGGCGCACACUGGUCAAGUACACAGGUGCCGGUCUGAGUGGGCGCCAGAUGCACCGGACCCAGGCAGUGUUCAACCACACCGAGGACUACGUGCUGCUGCCGGACGAGAGGACCAUCAGCCUCUGCUGCUGGGACUCCCGCUCGGCCGAGAGGAAGAACCUGCUCUCCCUGGGACACAACAACAUCGUGCGCUGCAUCGUCCAUUCGCCCACCAACCCCGGCUUCAUGACCUGCAGCGACGACUUCCGAGCGAGAUUCUGGUACCGUCGCACCACUACGGACUAGAAGUCUGUACCCCCCUUUGCUCUAGGAGCUGCUGUAUCUGCCAAACCGCGCCGAUCCCGGCCGCUUUUCCUCUUACCCGUCAGCCACUCAGCAGAGAGAGUCAGGGCUGGAUACUGUCAAGCAUAUUUGGAUGAAGGGGAUGUCAAAAGCAAGCUUUAUUGUUUCAAAACGUAUGAAGAAAGUGACUAGGAGUUCAUAAAUUGGAUGACUUUUUUUCUCCCCCUGCGUUAAAUAAUCUGCCUUCUAUUUAUGUGCAUGUCUUAGUAUUGUGAAUUACCAUUUUUUUGAAGGUGUUGCACAAUAGGAUGAGUAGCAUUAUGGUUUUAUGGGUCCGAAAAUGUGACGGAUCAGCUAUUCAGUCUCUCUGAUCUUGUUUACUGUAUGUUGCAAUUUUGUUCACCUGCACAACUUGGAAGGUUAUGUAGGAUAUAUCUCGAAUUAAAGUUGGUUGUUUUAAUGGGGGGUAUUUUUUGAUGGUUUCAGAGACAUCGUUACUAUAGCACAUCAGCCUGAAUUGCAGAGGCAAAAUGUU